Molecule: messenger RNA, 3370 nt
Organism: Pantherophis guttatus
Lineage: Eukaryota; Metazoa; Chordata; Lepidosauria; Squamata; Colubridae
Gene: SOX2
Product: SRY-box transcription factor 2
Biological process (GO): positive regulation of transcription by RNA polymerase II; neuron differentiation; brain development
Cellular component (GO): nucleus
Molecular function (GO): RNA polymerase II cis-regulatory region sequence-specific DNA binding; DNA-binding transcription activator activity, RNA polymerase II-specific
Source: RefSeq, a predicted model, not a curated record
GCUGAUUGGCCGGGGCGGACGCAUUUAUUCUCUGACAAGCCCCCCAUCACAUGGAUGGGUUGUCUAUUAACUUGUUCAAAAAAGUAUCCGGAGUUGUCAAGGCAGGGAGAGAGAGAGAGAGAGGGAAAGAAAGAAAGAGAGAGAGAGAGAGAGGGAGAGAGGGAGAGAGGGAGACCAGGGAGAGGGAGAGGGUUUGGCGGGGGGUGGGGGGCAGCACAACAAAGCCCAGCAAAAGAGGGCCGGGGCAACAAGGAUCCGGGCCGGUUCCUUAAGACUCCGAGCUCCGGCGGUGUAGUGGUGGUGGGAGGGGGGGGAAGGUUGCAAGGAAGAAGCGGCCGAAGGAGGGGAGACGCCGGCCGGUUCUGGAAGAAGUUUCUCCCCUGCAGAGACGCUCCGAUCCUGCCUCCUUUGUUAUGAAGCGCCAAGAAUAACCGUCCGAGGGCUGCCGUCGCCGAUCUUCCUGCUUGUUGCCGCCGCCGCCGCCGCCGCCGCCGGCCAGUUGAAGGCGAUCCCGGCGCAGGUCUCCUCGGCGGAGUUUGGUGCUGGGGGGAGGGGGGAGCGCUCCCCUCCCGGAGAAGCCCAGCCCGGCGCGGGACCCCUUUGCUCCUGACUGGCUCCCUCGCUUCCUUGGAGGCUCCUCGCAGCUGGCUGGCUGGCUUGGCUGAGCGGGCAGGCAGGCAGGCAGGCAGGGGGGCUCCUGCUGUUGUUGCUGUUGCUGCCGCCGCCGCUUGGACUCCGGCCGGGCGGGGAAAAGGGUGGAAGCAGCGGCCGUCGGGACUCCUUCGCCCCUCGCGGGCCCUGUAUGAGCUCCGGUUGCCUCUAAGCGCCCGUUCCCGGGUUGCUUUGCCCGAGCCUUUCGCCGCUGCGACCCCCCCCCUCACCCCCCCCCGUCGCAGGCAAAAAAACAAAAAACAAAAAAACCGCUUGAAUGUACAACAUGAUGGAAAGCGACCUGAAGCCUCCCGCCCCCCAGGCGACUCCGGGGGGAGGCCCGGGGGGGAACAGCAACGCCGGGGGGGCCAACAGCCAGAAGAACAGCCCCGACCGGGUCAAAAGACCCAUGAACGCUUUCAUGGUCUGGUCUCGAGGCCAACGGAGGAAGAUGGCUCAGGAGAACCCCAAGAUGCACAACUCGGAGAUCAGCAAGCGCCUGGGGGCCGAGUGGAAACUUUUAUCCGAGGCGGAGAAGAGACCCUUCAUCGACGAGGCCAAGCGGCUGCGCGCCUUGCACAUGAAGGAACACCCGGAUUAUAAAUACAGACCCCGGCGGAAAACCAAGACUUUGAUGAAGAAGGAUAAGUACACGCUGCCCGGGGGGUUGUUGGCCCCGGGUUCCAACUCCAUGGGCGGCGGAGUCGGCGUGGGGGCUCCGCUGGGCGCGGCCGGCGUCAACCAGCGGAUGGACAGCUACGCUCACAUGAACGGCUGGACCAACGGAGGCUACGGCAUGAUGCAGGACCAGCUCGGCUACCCGCAGCACCCGGGGCUCAACGCCCACAACGCCGCCGCCGCCGCCGCCGCCGCCGCCCAGAUGCAGCCCAUGCACCGUUACGACGUGAGCGCCCUGCAGUACAACUCCAUGACCGGCUCCCAGACGUACAUGAACGGUUCGCCUACCUACAGCACCAUGUCUUACACGCAGCAAGCUACCCCGGGCAUGGGGUUGAGCUCCAUGGGCUCCGGGGUCAAGACGGAGUCGAGUUCCAGCCCGCCCGUGGUCACCUCCUCUUCCCACUCCAGAGCUCCCUGCCAAGGCGGGGACCUCCGGGAUAUGAUCAGCAUGUACCUGCCCGGAGCCGACGUGGCGGAAACGGCCGCCCCCAGCAGACUGCACAUGUCGCAGCAUUACCAGAACGCACCUGUGCCAGGAGCGGCGAUAAACGGCACGCUGCCUCUGUCCCACAUGUAAGACCCAGGGGGCGGCGCGGGAGGGGGGGGGGCUCGGCAGGAAGGAGCGCGAGAAAACCCCGACCAAGCAAGACAAACUUUUCUUAGCGAUGUUGGACUCUUCUGCCUCCUUUCCUCUCCCCCCACCCACCCACUCUUCUUCCUCUCCUCUUUUUCUGUGGGGAGGGGGGAGGUGGCGGUGGGGUGGAGGGCAGCGAGAGGCCACUAUUUUUGUACAGAGAAUAACUAGGUUAGGGGAAAGCAGAUCGCAUACAAAAUCAGAAAGGGAAAGGAAAACAAAACCACAACCUAUUAAUAAUAAUAAAUAAUAAUAAAUAAUAAUAUUAAUAACCCAACCAGGAACUUGUACAGGAACUUUCCCCCUCCCUCUCCGCUUGGAGAGGGAUCAACUCCACUCAACUUGUUUUGCCCCCCCCCACCACACACAAACAUUUCUCUUCUCUUUCCCCCACCCCCAUCCAGUUCCAGUAAAAACGGUACUUUGCAAAAAAAAAAAGUUUUUUUUUAAAAAAAAAUAAAGUUUUUAUCCAUAUUCUUUAGAACUAGUCUCCAGAAAGAGACGUAGGAAAGAGGAGGGAAAAGACCAGGGAAUGGGGAUGGGAAAUGUUUUAAUAUUUGCAAGCAACUUUUGUACAGUAUUUAUCAAAACAAACAUGGCAAUCGAAAAGUUCAUUGUUUAUAUUAAAAAGAGAGACAGAGUCGGGGGUAGGGGGAGAAACCCUGAGCAUUUGCCAAUUAUUUUUUAAAAUACAACAAAGUCUGCUUACGACGCUGUAGUGAUUGCAAAUGAAUUCAUAGUAGCAACACACACACAAAUAAGGAGGUGAAUUUUACUUUAAAAGGAAGAUCUGGGCAUUUUAAUUGUUUUAGCAAAUUGUACAAACUGGCAAAAAAAAAAAAAUAGAAUAAGUAAUUGCAUACCACUGAACUGUUUUGUUUUUGUUUUUAAUUAAAAAAAAAGGGCAACAGUUUAGGGUGUACUAAAUUUUUUUUUUACACAUUGUUAAAAACAAACAAACCUUGUCUUGCAGGUCCACAUACUUUGUUAAUUUAAAAUAGCCCUUUUUGUUUCCAAACUUUAUCCUGUUUGGCUAAAAGGACAACAAAAGAGCAACCUAAAACUGUGUUUGAAAUAUUUUCUUAUGGUUUGUAAUAUUUCUGUAAAUUUAUUGUGAUGACAUUUUAAGUUCUUUUAUUCCCCUCCCCCUUCUCAUUUCCAGUAGUUGUACUUUAAAACUCGGCUGUGUAUUAUCUGAAAUCAGUCUGGCAACAGUCCUUCAUAUAUUUAUAUAUACAUAUGUGUGUAGGGAUGAACACACACGAGAAUAUGUAUAUAUAUAUACCCAUAUAUAUAUUUGAACUAAUAACAUCCUUUUAAACAGGUUCAUAUUCAACCUCAGUUUUUACACCAUUAUACACAGUUUGAGAUAAAUAAAUUUUUGAAAUAUGGACACUGAAAUUA